This is a messenger RNA of Pangasianodon hypophthalmus (striped catfish), 6377 nucleotides long. It is a transcript of the gene abcd2, whose product is annotated as ATP-binding cassette sub-family D member 2. Gene Ontology annotation, cellular component: peroxisomal membrane. Gene Ontology annotation, biological process: fatty acid beta-oxidation; very long-chain fatty acid catabolic process; long-chain fatty acid import into peroxisome. Lineage: Eukaryota; Metazoa; Chordata; Actinopteri; Siluriformes; Pangasiidae. The transcript has 10 exons. The record is from RefSeq and is a predicted model, not a curated record. Gene Ontology annotation, molecular function: ABC-type transporter activity; long-chain fatty acid transmembrane transporter activity; ATP hydrolysis activity. Bases 195 to 2435 code for a protein of 746 amino acids.
UCAUGUCACUGAUGUGACCAAUCGUAUUCCUCGGGGGCGUGGCAAACGAGAAACGCCGCAUCGUAACCGAAGUGACGGAAAGGAGCAAAAUAACGGUGCUGCAGCAAACCGGCUCACGGAGCAGGCUGAGUAAGGGUUUGCAUAACCCGAUGGAUGCGGAUUAGAGAGCGCCGGCGGUGAACACAGGGGUGAAAAUGACCAGCAUACUGCAUGCAGCGUCUGAGGUGAAAUGGAGUAAGAGCGCAGCGGCCAGGCGAGCCGUGUUUCUCGCGGCUGCUGCAUACGGCGUGAAGACCCUUUACCCUGUCAUCUACAAACGGAUCGGUAAACGCACAGAGCCCAAAUGCACCGCUAACGGACAACGAGAGCAGAAUGGACUGGUGCCGACGCAUAGAUCUACAUUAGAAACCGUUUCCGGUCCUGAUGACAGUCCCAGGUCGCCUGGCGUGGACGCGCGGUUCUUCAGACAGAUCCUCGAUCUUAUCAGAAUCGUUUUUCCGAAGCUCGCGACCCGAGAACUAGCCUUACUCUGCUUGCACUCGGCGGCUCUGGUCUCGCGGACAUUCCUGUCCAUCUACGUGGCCGGUUUGGAUGGCAAGAUCGUCAAGAGCAUCGUGGAGAAGCGACCGCGCAGCUUCAUCGUCAAGCUCGUGAAGUGGCUGCUCGUGGCCGUGCCUGCAACAUUCGUAAACAGCGCGAUCCGGUACCUGGAGGGUAAGCUCGCGCUGGCCUUGCGCACGCGCCUCGUGGAGCGCGCCUACGCCACCUACUUCGCCGGGCAGACGUACUACCGUGUGGCGAACAUGGACGCCAGGCUGGCCAAUCCCGACCACUCGCUCACGGAGGACGUAGCGAUGUUUGCGCAGUCUGUCGCGCGCCUCUACUCCAACCUCACCAAGCCAGUGCUAGACGUGAUCCUCACCUCAUACACGCUCAUCCAGACGGCGAGGUCGCGCGGCGCCGGGGCCACAGGGCCCACGCUGCUAGCCGGCCUGGUGGUGUUCAUCACCGCUAAAGUGCUGCGCUGGUGUUCCCCGACGUUCGGCCAGCUGGUGGCUGAGGAGGCGCGCAGGAAGGGGCACCUGCGCCACGCCCACUCCAGGAUCAUCGCUCAAGCGGAGGAGAUUGCCUUCUACGGAGGGCACAAGGUAGAGAUGCUGCAGCUGCAGAAGUGCUACAAGGCUCUGGCUGAGCAGAUGAAUCUGAUCCUGUCCAAGCGCCUGUGGUACAUCAUGAUCGAGCAGUUCCUCAUGAAGUACGUUUGGAGUGGAUGUGGGCUUGUCAUGGUGGCAGUGCCCAUCAUCACUGCCACCGGCUUUGCUGACAACGAACUUGCAGAUGGCCAAACACAAGUGUUAGUGAGUGAGAGGACAGAAGCCUUCACGACUGCACGCAAUCUUCUAGCCUCAGGGGCAGACGCCAUUGAGAGGAUCAUGUCCUCCUACAAAGAGGUCACUGAGCUGGCCGGAUACACAGCCCGCGUCCACAACAUGUUCCUGGUGUUUGACGAGGUGCAGAGGGGUGUGUAUAAGCGUGCAUUGGUCUCUGCGACGGCAGCAGCUGGAGAGAAGGGUGGCGGAAGGCCUGAGCUGCACAUUGACGGUCCAUUGGAGAUCAAAGGAAAAGUUAUUGAUGUGGAUAAGGGUAUAGUGUGUGAGAAUGUUCCCAUCAUCACUCCAAAUGGGGAUGUGGUUGUGUCCAGCCUGAACUUUAAGGUGGAGGAGGGUAUGCACCUGCUAAUCACAGGACCUAAUGGCUGUGGGAAAAGCUCUCUCUUCCGCAUCCUGAGCGGUCUCUGGCCUGUCUACAGUGGCAUGUUAUACAAACCUGCUCCACAACACAUGUUCUACAUCCCACAGAGGCCUUACAUGUCUAUUGGGACACUGCGCGAUCAGGUGACAUACCCUGACUCUGUGGAGGACAUGCAUGAGAAGGGCUAUAGAGACAAAGACCUGGAAGACAUUCUGGAUAUUGUCAACCUCAAACACAUUGUCACCCGAGAAGGAGGUUGGGAGGCAGAGGUAGACUGGAAAGACGUGCUGUCAGGAGGAGAGAAGCAGCGGAUGGGCAUGGCUCGCAUGUUCUACCACAAGCCCAAGUACGCCCUGCUGGAUGAGUGCACAAGUGCUGUCAGUAUUGACGUGGAGGGUAAAAUAUUCCAGGCUGCAAAGGAUGCUGGGAUCUCCUUGCUGUCUAUUACCCAUAGGCCUUCUCUAUGGAAGUACCACACACACCUGCUGCAGUUUGACGGUGAGGGAGGUUGGCGGUUCGAGCAGUUGGAUACAGCUACUCGGCUGUCUCUCACCGAGGAGAAGCAGCGUCUGGAGGCUCAGCUCGCUGGCAUUCCCAAAAUGCAACAGAGACUGAAUGAACUGUGUAAGAUCUUGGGUGAGGACUCCGUGCUGAAGACAACUGAGCACAGUCAGGAGGAAUGAGAGACAGAGAGCUAGAGUUACAGCACACUGCACGCCAGACAGCAGCAACUUUACCCACCAAGUCCCGACUGAUCAGCGCUUUGAGGCUGCAGCUCAACUUGAUCCAUGACAGCUUGAGUUAGGUUCUCGCCACUCGCUAUCCUACAGUCCCUUGCACUUUUAUUCACUACGCCACAUCGAAAAAGAAGAGAAGGGAAAUUUCAGUGUGCACGUAUCCUUACACCAUCCUCAAAACUACGGAGUUCCUGCAGUGUAAAGCAGUGAUUUUUAAAGUUUGUCGCUUUCUAAAAAAUGCCAUUUUAUUGUCUUCUUUUCCCUUAUGGAGAUUUCAUCAGCAUCUUAGCUAUGUUUUAUCUCAGAGUUCAGAGAUAAUUUUAGCUAAGCUGUUUGUAAUUAUCGCAGUAUAAUUUGCUGCUUCAGAAAACGGAACUGAUUGCAACAUAUUACUGACUUUUAUGUUUUUAUUGAUGUACAUGUCUUACCGUGGCUGUGACAGCUAUCUUGGCUUCUUUUAGGAAAUAUCUGUACCUGCUAUGAUGUUGCUUAUUGUUUUGUUCUUUCUAGUGACACUAGAAAGUAUGUGGUAUGGGCUUAUUUUACACAAAUGCUUAACUGUGAACAGCUGAUUUCUCAUCCUAAAAUCUGAAGUCUAAUUUGAUAUUUGUUUCGUAACAGCUAUUUCAGUGACUAAUUGGUGCUAUAAUUUAUAAUCUGCUUUUGUCAGUGAAUGGUUCUAUUAGUACGCAUUGCUUUUAGUUUCAGCAUUAGACUUUGUGCAUUUCUGGGUUCUGGUUUGACAAAAGAGACCUAUUUUCUCAAAAUCAUCAAAUAUUCAUUCAUCCAUCUUCAGUAACCACUUCAUCCUGGUCAGGGUCAUGGUGGAUCUAGAACUACUCUCUGGAACACUGGGCAUGAGGCAGGAAUACACCAUGAGAUGCCAGUCCAUUGCAGGGCACCAUACACAUACACAUUCACACCUAGAGGGAAAUUUAGCAUAGCCAAUCCACCUACCAGCAUGUUUUGGGGAGUGGAAGGAAACGGGAGGAACACCACAUGGACACAGACAAAGCUAUGGUUCGAUCCUGAGUCACCCUAGCUCAGGAUCAAGCCAGGGACCCUGGACCUGACACAGCAACACUACCCACUGCUCCACUGUGCCACACAAUUAUCAAAUAGUUAUGAUCACAAUACAUAAUACAUAAAUUAUCUACUAGCCCGUUAUUUUCAUUGUGUUGCUUUUUGGAAUCUGGACUCCAGCAUGGUAGGGAUAGAGAGGGCUCUUUCGUCAAGUUCAUGGCCAGCGCUGGCACUGACACCCUGAGAACAAAAUGAACACAAUUCACACAAGUAAAUGGUGUGACGUAUGUUUUGGUUAAAGCCAGAAGCUCUUUGGCAAUAACACAGAGAACCAGAUGGUUCUUUUACUUUAGUGUUUUCCUGACAACAAGCCUGAUCCUUGAUUUGUUUUCCCACCUUUAAUGUGACCUAUAACCUGUACAACUCAAUUGAAAAACAAACUGAAAUCUUUUAGAUUGGGUGAGUAAAAAUAAAAAACAAAAUAAUGUGGUUGCAUAAGUGUGCACACCCUUAAACUAAUACUUUGUUGAAGCACCUUUUGAUUUUAUUACAGCACUCAGUCUUUUUGGGUAGGAGUCUAUCAGCAUGGCACAUCUUGACUUGACAAUAUUCGCCCACUCUUCAUUGCAAAAAUGCUCCAAAUCUGUCAGAUUGCGAGGGCAUCUCCUGUGCACGGCCCUCUUCAGAUCACCCCACAGAUUUUCAAUCGGAUUCAGGUCUGGGCUCUGGCUGGGCCAUUCCAAAACUUUAAUUUUCUUCUGUUGAAGCCAUUCUUUUUUUAUUUGGAUGUAUGCUUUGGGUCGUUGUCGUGCUGAAAGAUGAAGUUCUUCUUCAUCUUCAGCUUUCUAGCAGAAGCCUGAAGGUUUUGUGCCUAUAUUGACUGGUAUUUGGAACUGUUCAUAAUUUCCUCCACCUUGACUAAGGCCCCAGUUCCAGCUGAAGAAAAACAGCCCCAAAGUAUGAUGCUGCCACCACCAUGCUUCACUGUGGGUAUGGUGUUCUUCUGGUGAUGUGCAGUGUUCUUUUUGCGCCAAACAUACUUUUUGGAAUUAUGGCCAAAAAGUUCAACCUUGGUUUCAUCAGACCAUAACACAUUUUCCCACAUGCUUUUGGGAGACUUCAAAUGUGUUUUUGCAAAAUUUAGCCGGGCUUGGAUGUUUUUCUUUGUAAGAAAAAGCUUCCUUCUUCCUUCUUUCUUCUCGUCUUUUCAUCAAUUUUGGAGGGACGUCCAGUUCUUGGUAAUGUCGCUGUUGCGCCACAUUUUCUCCACUUGAUGAUGAUGGUCUUCACUGUGUUCCAUGGUAUAUCUAAUGCCUUGGAAAUUCUUUUGUACCCUUCUCCUGACUGAUACCUUUUAAUAAUCAGAUCCCUCUGAUGCUGUGAAAGCUCUCUGUGGACCGUGGCUUUUGCUGCAAGAUGCGACUAAGAAAAUGUCAGGAAAAGCCUACUAGAACAGCUGAACUUUAUUUUGGGUUAAUCAGAGGCACUUUAAAUGAUGGCAGGUGUGUACUGACUCCUAUUUAACAUGAGUUUGAAUGUGAUUGCUUAAUUCUGAACACAGCCACAUCCCCAGUUAUAAGAGGGUGUGCACACUUAUGCAACCACAUUAUUUUGUUUUUUUAUUUUUACUUGCCCCCCCUAAAAGAUUUCAGUUUGUUUUUCAGAUGAGUUGUACAGGUUAUAGGUCACAUUAAAGGUGGAAAAAGUUCUGAAAUUAUUUAUCUUGGUCUCAUUUUUUUUUACAUCACCAGAAACCUGGCAUUUUAACAGGGAUGUGUAGACUUUUUAUAUCCACUGUAUACACAUUGAUUUAGUGUAUAAGUUGCAGGACCUGCUAGAAGACAAAAAUGUGUCUUAUAGUCUGGACAAUAUGAUAAGUAAUAGACUGCAGGCUGGUUAUGGAAAUUUUAUGACCUUAGUAUUAUAAGCGUCUGUCUCCCAUUCAUUCUUAACCCAGAUAGAACCGUAUAAUAUUAAGGUCACAAACUGUUUGUACGAUUAUUAUCAUGAAUCGCUCAAACAUGUCUGUCCGUUGAUGGACUGAUAUACUGUGAAUUUUGUCUUUGUUGAUUUGAAGAUUACCUGUCAUUGCCUUAUGAGCAAAUGCAUUUUAAUACAUUGCUCUCAAGCUAGACAUUAUGUGGUUGGACUUUGAUAGGCUUGAUCAUAUACUGUAGUUCAGAAACAUUUUCUGCUUUGCAUUAGAAACCCACAAUUUUGGAAAGUCUAGGUGCUCUUUUCUUUACAGAAUAAGCGUUUCUAGCAUAUGAAACAUGUUGGAUGCCAGAAGCAUUAGCAUUAGAUAGCAUUAGAUCUUCAUUUCUUUAUUUCUGGUUUCACUAUCUGUAUCAGGGCCUGUUUCAUUCUCGUCAGUAGGACAUAAUAUUUACAUAACAUUUAUUUCAAAGAUGUAAUUCUGGAAUUGUAAAUAGACAGGGUUUUAUAUGUUUGAAACUUAUGUGAUAUCCUAUAUUUUGACUUGCUUAUAUUUUGCCUACACAGGUGUAUCAGAAACGUUUUUCUGAUGUGAUGAAUUUACAAUUUACUAUAAUGAUUGGUACCUGGAUACAGUCAGCAUGUUUUUGCAAAGUCUUUUUCAGGCAAGUUCGGCAUUUUUUAUUCCCGUACAAAUGCAAAUAUAUCUUCUUAGAAAUAUAACUUGGAAUGGACAAGCUGUCAUUUUGCAUGUCAUAAUACUCCCAUAAUUUGUCUAACAUAGGAAUAUGUGAGGUUUGAAAGUUGCCUGUUAAAUAUCUAAACAAAUAGCUGAAAUGUUGAGUACCUACUAAAUAAGUAAUUAAGCAUUAACAUGUGUACAUAUUGUCUUAUUUAAACGUUAUUAAAAGCCUGUACAUCAUACUGAAA